CUGGGUGGGUGUUAAUUUCAAUCUGCAGUCAGAUGUCCUUAAAUUUGACCCUCUGGUACAGGGUCACUUGCCAUGGUGGGGAGGGAGAGAUUUUUUCCUUGUCUUUCUCCUUCUCUUUUUUAUACUUCCUUCUUGGGCAAAAGGCUGGCGUAAUAGAAAACAGACACGAGUCAGAAUGUGAGGCAUUCACAGGAGAAAAAGUUCAGUUCCGUCCUCACUGUGUGGAUAAGUCAGGAGAGGAUACACAGAAAAGGCUAAGUAGUCUAAUUAUACAGUGUUUGUUGUUUUUACUAUGUGGGGGAGAUCAUGUUGUUGUUAGCUAGUGUGUCACAGCGUCAGAUCAGGAUCAGGAUGGACCCUCCAUGCCAUCGGCACGGACUUGGCAUGGGAUGGCUGUGAAAAUGUGGACAAAGUUAUGUCUGAACGGAGCGUGCAGUCCAACUUCUUCUCCAGAUUCUAGUUGAAAAGCUUCUAUGACCACCAUGAGCUGGAGCUUUCUCACGCGUCUUCUGGAAGAGAUCCACAACCAUUCCACCUUUGUAGGGAAAGUGUGGCUCACGGUGCUCAUCAUAUUCCGCAUUGUGCUGACCGCCGUGGGGGGCGAGUCCAUCUACUCUGACGAGCAGACCAAGUUCACCUGUAACACCAAGCAGCCCGGUUGUGACAACGUGUGCUACGAUGCCUUCGCCCCACUCUCACAUGUCCGCUUCUGGGUUUUCCAGAUCAUCAUGAUCUCCACCCCCUCAGUAAUGUACCUGGGCUACGCCAUCCACAAGAUAGCCCGCACCUCCGAGUUGGAGCGCCGGAAGUUCCACCGCCGGAAGAAGCUCAUUCAUGCUCAAAGGUGGACGGAUAGCCACCCGCUUGAGGAGGUGCGGGAGGAGGAUGAGGACAACGAUGCAGAGCCUAUGAUCUACCAGGAGGAGGUGGUGGAAGCCCAAGAAGUCAAGCCUGAGCCGGCCAAGCCGCAGAAACAUGACGGCCGCCGGCGGAUCAUGCAAGAGGGCCUGAUGAGAAUCUAUGUCCUUCAGCUACUGUCCCGGGCCAUGUUUGAGAUCGGCUUCCUGGCGGGCCAGUAUCUUCUCUACGGCUUCCGUGUUAAUUCAUCAUAUGUGUGCAAUAAGUUGCCCUGUCCCCACAAUGUAGACUGCUUUAUAUCUCGGCCGACGGAGAAGACCAUUUUCCUGCUCAUCAUGUAUGUCGUCAGCUGCCUCUGCCUGCUCCUCAACGUGUGUGAGAUGUUCCACUUGAGCAUUGGAACAUUCCGAGACACUCUCCGCAAGAGGAGGAAUCAGGAGGGUCGACGGCCCUCGUACAGCUACCCGUACUCCCGUAACAUCCCCGCCUCUCCCCCCGGGUACAACCUGGUCAUGAAGUCAGACAGGCCCAACCGGAUUAUCCCCAACAGUCUAAUUAUGCACCAUGAGCAGAACAUGGCCAACGAUGUCCAGGAACAUAACCAAGAGUGCACGAGUCCAGAUGACAACAUCCCCUCGGACCUAGCCAGCCUGCACCGCCACCUACGGGUGGCCCAGGAGCAGCUCGAAAUGGCCUUCCAGACCUACAACACCAACAAGAACCAGCCCACCUCGAGGACAAGUAGUCCUGGAAGCACCUUGGCAGAGCAAAUCAGGGUCAACACAACCCAGGAGAAACAAGGAGCCAGGCCAAAAUCAGCCACUAUCGAGAAAGCUGGGACCGUUGUAAAAAAUGGAAAGAGUUCUGUAUGGAUUUAGGAAUUAUUAACUUCACGUGGUACAGUAAUCUUAGUGAAAAAUUAUUUUCAAUCUCCAGGUCCAUAUUCUGUGGAUAAUGGAAGAUGUGAAAUGAGACAAGAUAGGUAAAAGCUUUGGAGCGUGAAUCGAUUGCUCUGCCUGAAUAGAUUUAGCUUUGUCACUAGGAGAAACCAGCAGUUGUGACGUGUCAGAUCAGGAGCACACAAAAUAGGCACGAUUUACAUGUGAUAUCAAAACAAUGGUAAACAAAAAAAGGAAAAACAAACAUGAAGAUAUCACUAAAUACAGUAGUAGUGUAUCCUAUUAUUAGGGUGUCUGUUUGUGCUUUAAAUAACAUAGCUUGAACAUAGUUAAUAUAUGCAUAUGUUGUUUAUUCAAACUUUUCUUAUUUUAGCUACUUACGAAUAUAGGGAGAUAUAAAAUGAACCAUGAUGGCAAUAUAUUUAGAAUUAUUUUUACUGGGAUUAUUAAUUUAACCUUGCUUUUGAACUGGAUUAAUUUGACAGAAUACAUUGAAUUUUGUCUUUAAAACUAUAACAAUA
Molecule: messenger RNA, 2278 nt
Organism: Oncorhynchus keta (chum salmon)
Lineage: Eukaryota; Metazoa; Chordata; Actinopteri; Salmoniformes; Salmonidae
Product: gap junction gamma-1 protein-like
Exons: 2
Coding region: 474-1736 (420 amino acids)
Biological process (GO): cell communication
Cellular component (GO): connexin complex
Source: RefSeq, a predicted model, not a curated record